Messenger RNA from Neurospora tetrasperma FGSC 2508, 291 nucleotides. RefSeq lists its product as uncharacterized. The transcript has a single exon. Lineage: Eukaryota; Fungi; Ascomycota; Sordariomycetes; Sordariales; Sordariaceae. The record is from RefSeq and is a predicted model, not a curated record. The coding region runs from base 80 to 244 and encodes 54 amino acids.
GCCAGAUAGGCAGGAGGCAGGCUCGCCCGUUGGAGGACGGGACGGGAGUCGAUCUCCGAGCCCGCGAGCCGAGCUUCUGAUGCAGUCCAACGAACUGAAACUCCCUCAGCGGGAGCUUGGGCCACCUAGGGCAAAGGUCGCACCCCGCACGGACCGCAUCCAAACAAAGAGCGGCAGGCCUGGGCAAUUUGGGCCUGCGUCACCUGACUUACCCCACAGGGCUGCUUGCCCUGGAGCCCUAUGAGAUAAAAGUUCCCCCUCUCCAUUCGCAAGUUGAAACUCUUUCCCAUC